Messenger RNA from Momordica charantia (bitter melon), 1684 nucleotides. It is a transcript of the gene NFD1, whose product is annotated as Ribosomal protein L21. Lineage: Eukaryota; Viridiplantae; Streptophyta; Magnoliopsida; Cucurbitales; Cucurbitaceae. Gene Ontology annotation, biological process: translation. Gene Ontology annotation, cellular component: ribosome. The record is from RefSeq and is a predicted model, not a curated record. Gene Ontology annotation, molecular function: structural constituent of ribosome; RNA binding.
AGCAUCCCCUCUCCUUGCUUUUCUAUUCAUGUUUUCAGUUUUCUCGAUUCCCGCCGCCGGUAACAUCUCUCUCCUCUCGACCGCCGCCGCCACCGCCGCCCUCCUUUCGCUUUCUCGCUCACCGCCGGCGGCGGAUCCAGCCCUUCGAUUCGGCUGAAAGUCGAUUUAUUCAAUACUGAAAGUCGAGAACGGUUCAGGAAAAAACCGAAGAGCCAACCGAAAGUAUAUAAAUAAAAUUGAAAUAGUCCCGUCUUUUUCAGCCCAAAAACCCUUAUUUCUUGUUUGCUGGCCCAAAAACCCUUACCUCCGACUACCGCCAUGCCGCACCUGUGGGCUUACUCCUCACUCCCGCGAGRGCCGUCGACAUCUCCCCUCUGAAAUGUCUGACAUCCACUAAAAGAGGGGGAAAUUACAGGAGAGAAAAAAAAAGAUUUAGAACGUUAAAAGAUCGCUGCAGCUUGUGUUGGAUUAGUAAACUACAGAUCGUUGGCCACAAGGAUCAUCGCCAUGGCAAACAGACGGUGUUUACAAGUACUAACUCGUCAUGCCUCAGCCAUUAUUUCCACAAAGCCAUUUGUCCACUCGUUGAAAAUCUCGCCCUCCAUCCUCUCCCAGAAUUUCCGAACUCAUGCUUCUAUAUCAACCUAUCUUUUUACUAAACUUGAUCCUUCUUUGUGUUUCCACUGGUCACAUCCCCGAAAUCUCUCAUCUGAUAGUCGUGAUGGCAAUGAAGAUGAUGAUACUGAAGAAGAUGAAGAUGAAGAAGCAUAUGAUAGUGGUGAGGAUGAUGAUAUUUCGGUGUCAAGUAGGGGUGUGCAAAAGGAGUAUUCAAAGGAGGAGAAGGAGGCAGAAGCAGCUGCUAUUGGAUAUAAAGUAAUAGGGCCACUUGAUCAGUCUGAUGGGGUUUUCAAGCCUUAUGAGCCUGUUUUUGCUGUUGUUCAGAUUGGUUCACACCAAUUCAAGGUUAGCAAUGGAGAUAGUAUUUUUACUGAGAGAUUAAAAUUCUGCGAUGUGAAUGAUAAGUUGAUAUUGAAUAAGGUUCUCUUGCUUGGCUCAAGUAGCCAAACAAUUGUAGGUAGGCCAACAAUAUCAGAUGCAGUUGUUCAAGCAGUUAUUGAGGAACAUGCAUUAGAUGCAAAAGUAAUCAUCUUCAAGAAAAAGAGGAGGAAGAACUACCGCAGAACCAAAGGCCAUCGCCAGGAAUUAACAAAGUUGAGGAUCAUCGAUAUCCAAGGUAUUGACAAACCAGAAAACAUUGGAAAGCCUUCAAAAGCAGCUGUUAAGAAGCAAGAAAAAGUUGCAGUAGCUGAGUAGUAGAUGGUUCCAUGAAUCUAACUAGCUGGAACUGCUCAGUGGGCGUAACUUUCUGGUGCUUUAUGAUGCGAUGAGUUGAUUCUAAUUCCUUGGAAGUGUGUUUUUUUCUUCCAACGAGGCAUGUUUUGUAGGAAAGCAACUACUCUAAGAUUCCCUUUCCUUUUCUUCCUAUUUUCCCUAUAGUUUUCCCCAAAAAUAUAUUUUUCUUAUGAGAGUUCUCCCCAAAAAUCUCAUGUCUUCUAUUUAAAUAAUUUGAGUUUGCUCACAAAAAUUGUUGUCAUAACUCUUUAUGGUAGAUCCUGAAUUUCUUGUAUUGGGAUUUGGUAUUUUCCUAUUUGAUGGAACCAUGCAGGAUCUUACAUUCUUUGCA